AAAGAGUUUUGGAACACCUAUACAAAAGCGCAACAAGGAGAGAGUAACAGAGGAAGUGACUGGUUUCAGUUUUAUCUUACCUUUCCAUUAAUUUUUGGCCUCUUUAUUAUCCUCCUUGUCAUUUUCCUAAUCUGGAGAUGCUUCCUAAGAAACAAAACUCGCAGGCAGACAGUGACUGAAAGUCACAUCCCUUUCCCCCAGCAUCUUAAUAUUAUUACUCCAUCUCCUCCACCAGAUGAAGUGUUUGAUAGCAGUGGAAUGUCACCAGGCUUUCUGGAAUAUGUAGUUGGGCGUUCAGAUUCUGUCUCUACUCGCCUGUCCAACUGUGAUCCUCCACCAACCUAUGAAGAAGCCACUGGCCAGGUGAACCUUCAGAGGAGUGGAACAGAACCUCAUUUAGACCCACCCGCAGAGUAUGAGGACAUCAUCAACUCCAACUCAGCCAAUGCUAUUGCUAUGGUGCCUGUGGUCACCACUAUCAAAUGAAACUGCAACCUUCUUUUUACUAUAAUCAUUUUUGGAAUACUAAUGAAAGAACUUUCUAGCACUUUACCACUACAUAAAUGUGUAUUGAGUAUUUUAUUGGACUCUGACAGCAUACCACUUCACGUUUUCUGAUUUGAUUUUCAUUAGUUUUUGUUUCCAACUACAAAAUCCUUAUUUGUGCUCAUUUUAGCUAGUGGAAAUACAUGAAGAGGGAAAAACAGUGGAGGUCUUCAUGUGAUGUGAUGAGUUAUACAUAUAUAUGUGUGUCAUGUAUAUAUACAUAUAUACAUAUGUGUAUGCCAGCCCAGUAUAUGUGCAACUGUUUUAAAAAGCUAAUAACUUUUGUCUAAAUCGCCUGUAAAAAGAAUACUACUCACCAAAAUUGGGGGGUCACCAAUGUGUGUAAUAGAUAGCAAUAUGCUGUUAAAUUUUGAAAGUAAGAUGAACUCAGCAUGUUUUCUAAUUCUUACUGGCUUUUAUUAACGUUUUUCUUCAACUACCUUAAAAGGAAAAAAAAUGCAUGUAGUCCAUCUUGAUUUUCAGAACAUCUCAGAAAGACAGAGGGAAGGCACGGUAAGUAAUAACUUGCUUAUAGUGCAUAGCAAGAAAAUUAUUGGUCAUUAGUGGCAUUUGGCUAGUUUUGUAGGAGAGAUUUUUGUUGUUGACUGUCCCACCCCCAAUUAAACAGUGUUUGCUUACUAUCUUUGAAUGUCUCAUGCUAUCUGUAAUAACAUCUUGGUGGAGAGGAUUUCCUUCCAACAGCAUAAUUUCUAAAGUAAGUGUAGGUAUAAACGAUAGUGAAUACAUAAAGACUUCUCCUUUGCUCUUUGGUGACACUAAUUAUUUUCUUCUUGCUGUUUCAUUGCAUUUUACUCUACUGUCUACUUCCUCUCCUAUCACCACAGAAUCUUCAAGCACCUAAGAAUUUAGUCGAAAUUAUUGAAAUUAUUUUCUUAAUGUUUUUGUAUAGACUGAAGUCUUUGCCUGAAGAUGAUUGAGGCAAUUUCCCAUUAAAUUAAGAACUGUGAUUUUUAUAUUGCUCUCCAGUUGGUGGAGGAAGAUUGCUAAGUGUGUUGUGCCAGGUGCACAAUAAAUCUCAUUCUAAUAACUUCAUAGAGCUCUCAUUGUCUUUGCUAUUUCAUUUUGUAUUUUCAUCAGAUUUUUUUUUAAUCGCAGGAUUUUUUACUUUUCCCUUGGAGCAGAGUGAACAGGCUGUGAAUGAACUGCCAACACAAACUAGCUCAGAAAGAAAAAAUUAAGUCAGUUGUUUUCAUUUGAAAUUCCACAGUGUAUGUACUGGUGGAAAAUUCAUUAUAUCAGUCAGGGAGAUGUGUCUGCUACUCCCAAAAGCCUCCUCAGUGUUGGGUAAAAUGGUGGAUGAGGCCACAGAAUGCAGGUUUCAAAAGUGUCAUAUACUGCUGCCUCCAUCUCCAUCUCCACUGACCCCUCCCUCAGUCUUGCUGUGGAACCAAAGGAAGAGGGAAUGCUAAGGAAAAUCUUAAACUACCACUGAAAUGACAUGAAUUCUAAUCCCUUUUUGCAACAUACUUGCCACGGUACUUUGGGAAACACCCAUAUCUGAUCCUCAAAUUCCUUAACUCUGAAAAUGCAGUAAAAUCGUGGGUCCUGCCUUUCUCCAGUGGCUUCAAAGGAUCUAAUGAAAUGGUGUGCAUGAAAGUUAUUUGUGAGAUGUGAAGAGUCAUCUAAGUGUAAGACCAUAGCAUUGUUCUUAUUGUGCUUGAGAGAGAAUUGUCUCCCUCUCUUUCUCUAAAAUUUAUCAGAAUGUUCACAUAGUGAGAAAAAGAGCAGACUGCUGCUCUGUAAAUUGCUAACACGUUCCUAAUCUGAGUGUAAGGGCUGUUAGUUAAACUCUCAUUCUCUAGUCUAUACCAAGGCUGUCCCAACUUAAAGACCAUAGCCAGCUCAGCACAAACAGGAUUAAGCAAAUGUUAGGAAGGUAUCUAAAAUGUGUGUACUUAGUUAAUAGGUUUUUUAGCUUUCAUGGACUGAAAAUGAAUUCAUCUUGAUGUGGUCUCAGCAGAAAUGACAAUAUUGUUUUGAAUUUGGUCAUGAGUACAUGGUGAUCUUGGCUUCUAGUGAAAGCCGCAAGUGGAAGUGUUUGCUACAGUGACUUCUGUGUGUAUGGAUGGAUAUUUUGGUUUAUUUUAAAAUGAAAAGCAACGCUCCUUUUGUGUACACUUUUUUAGGUCAUUCAUAUUAGGUCUUAGAUUAAACCAGUGGUUUUCCAAAGUGUGGCCCAUGAGCUCCUGGGAGUCCUUCAGAGGCUAAUUUCAGGGUAUCUGCGAGGUCACAACUAUUUUCACAAUAACACAAACAUUAUUCGUCUUAAUCGCUCUAAUGCUCUGUCUCAAAACUGUUGAAAAUUAAAACAAUGCCCUCUUCCCACAGAUCUUUUUUCUACUUUGGAAAAUAUAGCUAUUUUUUUUUUCUUUAAAACGUUACUUAUGUUAACAUGCAAAGGGCUUUUUAAUUUUUUAAUGUAUAAAGACUUUAUCAGUUUUUAGUUUCAUUUUCUAAUGUGGCAAAUAUGGAUAGAUGUCAACUCCAUAAACAAAAGCUCUUUGGCAUCCAGGUCCCCAAUAAAUUUUAAGAGUAUAGGAGGUCUGGAGACCAAAAGUCUGAGAAUUGCAAGAUUAGACAAAGGAGCAGAAUAGAACCUUACUACGUGUGUAUUCUUGCAACUUUACUUUACAUUUUCAACUCCUGAUAAUGGAUUUGAUUCUGUCUCUUAGAGAUACCUGAAUUGCAGUAUAGCGAUGAAUGUUGAUCCCUGAAGCAAAAACCAAAUUCUUAAACUGAUCAAUGACCAUCGCUUUUUAGAUGGUUAGUCAAAGAAAGCACUCUACUCCAUAGUGAUGACUGGCAUCAGCCCCAGGUCCCCUGGCAGCAUUGGCAUCAUGAUGACAGGAUAAACAAAAUACCACUUUCUUCAAGAAGCAUUCUCUUAGCUUUGUUUGGUUUGGUUUGAUUUUGCUUUGGGUUUUACAUUUUUAAAAACUCUUUGCUACCCCAUCUGGUUUUAUAAACUGAAUUUCUUAACAUUUGUUAUAAUUAAAGGGGCUUGUCUGGAACAAUAUAUAUUUUUAUGCUUUUGCCUUUCUUACCUGAUUGAUAUUACAUUCACCUUUGGUCAUUUUCAAUAAAGGUUUAUUUUUGCAGAUAUAUUUAGUAUCUUUUUUAAGCAGUAUCUAAAUUGAAUCAACCAGUUUGCAUUUAAAUAAAGAAUGGGCUUAAUGGUAGAUCUUCCAGUGGAAUGGUUUCUAAAUCUCCACAUGCAGUGGUGGUGUCUGGAAUCAUAGAACUGGCACUAUCUUGUCUCCCCAUUUUGAAUGCCACAGUGAAUUGUAUCCAUUUAAAAUAAAUCAAAUGAUUUCUUUUUUUCUACCGAAUAGUACAAAUACUGAUAUUGUGUUUGAUUCAUUGUUAAUUAUGACUUCAAGAUUGAUGAUCUGGAGGUUGCUUUAACUUGGUUCUGUGUAAAUAGCAUGUAUUUUAUUAUAAUAUUUCACAUUUUGAAACGCCUGGUUUACAUUAAAUUAUCGUAUUUAACUAUUUU
Artibeus jamaicensis (Jamaican fruit-eating bat) is the source of this 4063-nucleotide messenger RNA. It is a transcript of the gene PRRG1, whose product is annotated as proline rich and Gla domain 1. Lineage: Eukaryota; Metazoa; Chordata; Mammalia; Chiroptera; Phyllostomidae. The transcript has a single exon. The record is from RefSeq and is a predicted model, not a curated record. The annotation marks the transcript as partial.